Messenger RNA from Anneissia japonica, 835 nucleotides. RefSeq lists its product as uncharacterized. The coding region runs from base 230 to 835 and encodes 201 amino acids. NCBI's taxonomy places the organism in Eukaryota, Metazoa, Echinodermata, Crinoidea, Comatulida, Comatulidae. The transcript is spliced from 3 exons. The record is from RefSeq and is a predicted model, not a curated record.
UUAUUACAUUACGUUUUUGUAAACAAUUAUGGGCACUAAUCGUCAGAGGUCUCGGUGCCACAGCCUACACUUUUCAUACUUCGUAAUUUAUAGCGAGAUCAGUGUUUGUAAACAUGGUAAAAGAAUCGCCAGUAAAUUUGUCGCCCUCUAUGAUUGAUUGCGAAUCCAGCCGCGCCCCUUGAUUUGAAUUUUUUGAGGAUGUGACCGACAAAGUUUAUGUUGUGGAAGAAUGCUCGCACAAAAACAACAUGAGAUUAUGGAGGCGAGAUUGGAACAAUGGAGGAUGCAGAAGACAAACAGGACACCACAAACCAGAAGGCAACCAACUCAUAGGAAAAAGCUACCUUGCAGCAAAGAAUUGAGUAGUUUUAAAACACAACAAAAAGGUCAAAUGUCAAGAAGUGUUCCAAGUUCAAGGAGGAAACAAAGGUCAAAACAGGAGGAUAGGUCAGCACAGGGACAAAGGUCUGUACUAGCUCCACGGUCAAAACAACAGGAUGUUUAUCAAUGCAAAGAGACAAGCUCCGAUCUAACCAUGAGAGAAAAACUUGAAGCCUGGCUUGUUGAGAAAAAAAAGCGAAUGGAAUUUGAAAAGGCACAGAUUAAGAUUCGACCAUGGAACAGUAAUAAGAGGAAGCUAGCAGUGAGCCGCCUGGAUUGGCAGCCAGACACAAGCUUCAAACUAAGAGACAUUGUAACAAGCAAAUACCGGGGGUACUACGGUCAAGCAAAAGCUUGUAAGUUAACUCCUGGUCAACUCCUUUGUCCUGUUGAUACAACUCAAAGGGAAGCGAUAAAUUUAAAGGAAAAUGUCAUGACAUGCAAUGUUAAAUAA